This is a messenger RNA of Vigna unguiculata (cowpea), 1497 nucleotides long. RefSeq names its product transcription factor SPATULA-like. Lineage: Eukaryota; Viridiplantae; Streptophyta; Magnoliopsida; Fabales; Fabaceae. The record is from RefSeq and is a predicted model, not a curated record. Gene Ontology annotation, molecular function: protein dimerization activity. Gene Ontology annotation, cellular component: nucleus.
CCAUGGGUUUCUCAAACUAGCCACCUCCAUUACCCGCUUUUACAUUAACAAACACAAACAUAAACACUUGCCUCUGCAACCCACACCCAAUCCCCAACAAUCCAAAAAGAAAAGUGCUAACGCUCCUUUGACCUUUUCUCUCCUUCCUUAAACCAAAACAAUACAACAUUAUUUUCUACAAAACAAAAAGGGAUAAUAACAUGUCUUCUUCCUCCUCUUCCACACAGGACCAAAUCUCCCUUCCCCUUCCUCACACGCUUCUUCCUUCUCCCCUCACAACCCCCCAGGGUAACCACCCACGCAAUCCCAUCUCCAUCUCCAUGCUUGGCUUCUGCACCUCCAAAACUGCACUACGAGAUGGGAUCUCGGCCUACAAGGCUUCUUCCUCGCUGCCACUCAAUACUCAGAACGAAACCGAUGACUACGACUGCGAGAGUGAGGAGGGUGAAGCGUUGGUAGAAGAGGUUCCAAUUCCACCCAACUGCUUUCGUUCUGGGAGUUCAUCCAAAAGAAGCAGAGCGGCGGAAGUUCAUAACUUGUCUGAAAAGAGGAGGAGGAGUAGGAUCAAUGAGAAAUUGAAGGCUUUGCAAAAUCUAAUUCCAAAUUCCAACAAGACUGAUAAGGCUUCGAUGCUUGAUGAAGCUAUUGAAUACCUUAAACAGCUUCAGCUCCAAGUACAGAUGCUGUCAAUGAGAAAUGGGUUGAGUUUGCAUCCUAUGUUGUUUCCAGAAGGUUUGCAACCCCCGCAAUUUUCUCAGAUGAGGAUGGAUUCAAGUGAAGAAAACAGGUGUAUCCCUUCAAACACUACUACUACUCUCCCUAUGCAGCAAGAAAACACCAUACCCUAUUCAUCCAAUUUGCGUAACAAAGAAAUUGUGGCAGAUCAGCCAUCCAUGCCCACCCCAUCAUAUAUAUUCAACUCACAAACUUCCUUUAGAUUGGAAUCUCAUAUUCCUGACAAUUUAACAUCAUUUCAACUCAGAGCUUUUUCUGAGAUAUGCAGAGAAGACAUACUGCAGCACCAACAUUUAAACGCAAACCAUUCAGAUACCAAUCCAUUAGGUUGUUCUCAAGGCACAUUGGCUACUGCAUCAUCAGUUUCCUUUGAUGUCCAAAAAUCUGCAGUUAAAGACAACAGCUCUUUGGGAAACUGCAUCCCUGGAAGUGAUCAAUCUGAACUACUAGUCUUGAGAAAUAGUGAGCCCAACAUUAUUCUGACCCAGCGGUUAAGUCGGUAAUUGGAAUGUUAUGAACUGUAAAUCUCAAAAGUUUUUAAAUUGUUUUACUGGUAUGAGAUUUUAUAAGACUGUAGAUGGGGGCAAAACGCCGCAAUGAUAACUGGUAACAAGACUGAAAAAUCAGAUUUUAGUUUGAAGUUUCAGAUUUUCAUUGAAAUUUGAAUAGAUUCCCAAAAUAGAGUAUAAAAGCACCAAUGUGUAGGUAUAAUUUAUUAUUUAAAUGUAAAAUAAGUGUGCUAGAGAAAAUAGUAAAAUCAAU